Molecule: messenger RNA, 5041 nt
Organism: Notodromas monacha
Lineage: Eukaryota; Metazoa; Arthropoda; Ostracoda; Podocopida; Cyprididae
Source: the annotation of a GenBank genome assembly
AUGGACAGUUCAUUUCGCCCACCCGCGGUUCGUACAACACUGGCUCAGGUAUGGGUCCGCUACACCAUCACAACAUCCACAAUAUCCGCAAGGGUAGUGGCUUUGGGCGGGCGAGCGGAGAGUGGCGCAGAUACGCGCGCGUUUUGUUGGGUCGAUUUGCCUCCGUGCUUUUGUUCCCGCCUCUUUUGCCCCGGUUUCCCCCUCCCACUUUUCCUCACCUCUGAAUCGAGCAUCAAAAGCGGGGCCCAGUUCCAUUACACCAGAAAAGAGGGGGCUCGUAAUAGUUUUAAUCAUGAUUCGUCGACGGGCAUGUCCGUGUCGGAUUGCAGGGAUACGAAGAAUAAGAAAGGAGCGUCGGGCCAACUUGAAGUGCAACAUCCCGACAGGAAAAAACGCGCGGAACGGAGGAACAAGCAGUUUGAAAAAGCGCUCGAGAAUGACAGUUUGUGGAAUUCCACGAGUGGAAGCUCGGAGAACACGUCGAGAACCACCAAAUCCAACCGAGAAUCCGAGCUGGAUAGCGCACGAGAGAAGCUUAGAAAAAUGCGUGGCAAACCAUCUCAAUUCCCGGACGGUCCGACGGCCUCUACUAGUUCCAACUCACCUUUCAUUGCAUUGAAGGUGGAUGACUACUCUUUAACUGAAGUUGCAUUCAAUGCGAGUUUGUCGGAUAUUCGGCGACGUGGAGUACAAAAAAUGGGAACAAAGCGCUUCAGUAACAAUCAACGGAAUCGCAGAAGCGUAGUGCUUGAGAAGAUGAUCGUUUCGGCGAACGAAGAUUCGCUUGUAGCAAAACCGGAUGCUAUAACCGACGAAACUCCUCGCUCCAUCCGACUUUCACAGACAAUUGCGAAUGCUGACCAUGAAACGAACGACGCUGAGGUCACACCACAAAAUCCCAUUUCUGAGCACUCGGCCGUUAGAAAUUUGCGAAAGUCAACGGGAAUAGUUCCAGAAAUUAUCGAGGACUUCGAUGAAGAACCGAUUCCCGUUCAACUAUCCCCUGAAACGAGACCGUCUCCUGGAAGAAGGAACGAUCGAAGUGGUCAGAAUCAGUUACUGGGAGUUGAAGAUGUUGUGCCCGAUUUAUCUCGCGAUAUUUCAAAUCUUCGAAGCGAAGUUCCAGUCAGAAGAGGGAGGUUUCAAGGGGCUGGAAAACCAUCCGAACAAGACCAACGAGGAGAACUUUCGGGGACUACGAAGCACACCGUAUCGGAGCAGAUUCCUGCGGCAGAAAAAGCUGGUAUGAAUCAAAAAAAUAACGCAGAAAGGAGGGGAAGAAAAAGAUUGAACGAAUCAAGUGAAAGUGAGGAGGACGAUGAAGGACUGCCUUCUGCUUUUAGACAUGCGUUCAACGACAGAGAAUCCCGUAAGAAUCCUACGGAGAACAUGGGAGAUGACAAAAUCACUUCGUCUAACAGACGUGAGGGUCCGGAGAAAUUACAGGAGGCCGUUUUCAAACGUCCUGCUCCGUGCACGAAGAUUCCUGUCAGCAAAACAAGAAAUAAGAAACUGCGAAAGGAAUCUCCUUGUGGAUCGGAUGUAGAAUUUUCUGAAGAAGAAGAAGAAAAAGAAGAAGAGGACAGGAAUGCCGGGAAAAGAAAACUGCGGACCAAGAAGCCCCAGGCGUCUUCAAAAAGAGCUCAAUUAACUACGAAAGGAAAAGAAACGCAAGACAGACAUUUUGAAGAGGCGGAAAACGAAGAUCCGCCGGUUGAAAGGGAAUUAGAGGCGGAAUCUCGAGUUUCCCGGGUCAAUCACUCCAAUGAAAAAAGAAAUGCUUCGAGUAAACCGAAAGCAAGUAAAGCACAAGUGAAGAAACCUGGGGCUAAUCGUCGUGGACGAAAUAUCGUUGACGAAGCAGAUGAUUUCGACGAACCAUUUCACGCGGACGACCAUGAUGGAACUCCGCCUCCAUAUCCUUUGCAGGAAAGCGCUAAGGUAGCCAAAAAAAUUGGGAAGAUAGUUGAAGAAUCUCGAAAAUCCAGUACGCCGUCGAAGAUUCCGGUUUUGGCUAAAAAGCACCCGGAGUCUGCUUCCAAACGCGUUUCAUUCGCGCCUGAACCGGAAUCAUCUUUGAGUCCAAUUAGGUCUGCUUCAAGAUCAGCGAGACGCAGCAACGACGACGAUGUGGAGGGUUUUUCUGACUCUGAAGAUUUGACUGCAAGUCGAGAUUAUACCUAUCGUCCGUCUGAAGGGCCCACAACUGACGAAACAGCAGGAACGACAACUGCCGAAAAUACAGAAGCUUUGGUACAUGAAAGAAAACGUUUGUCAAUUCGGAAUGUGAACUUGAAUCUCACCAAGAGGAUCGAAAACAUAAAAAAAUCUGUGCCCGAUGAAUGGAUUGGCACCAGAAUCCAUUUUCCUGAUCUGGAUCAUCCGGAACUGAGACGUUCGAAGAGAAUUCGUCUGCAUCCAUUGUCCGCAUUGGACCGAUGUUUCGAGCCAGUUGGAGACGGAAAUGGCUUCUUCGGCGGGGUUCGUCUGGUGGAGGAUGUAGUCGAAAAAGGUUACAGGCGCAAAACCGAAAAUGAAUCGAAGAAAACGAAGAAAAAGAAACCAAGGGCAGUUGAUAUGGACAGGAUAAAUGGUGUCAUUGAUGCACACUUGCCAUUUGAAGACGAAGUAGAAUGGCCAGUUGCUGAGAUUGGAACACCACAUCCAGAGGAGCAUGACAUAUCAGUUGAUGCUGGCGUUUUCCUCAUGAUGGCGGAAACAAAGCAUUCUAAGCGGCGGUUACGAGACGCCGCAGAUUCCUACUGCGUCUGUCCAACUGUAUGGAAGCGGAUACAUGGUCAUUUGAUGUACGCUGCAGGUGCAGUUUACGUUCGUCCCGGUGUGACGACGAAAGUUUUCAAUCCUGGCCAAAUGGAGAUUUUCGUUUUGACGAGGGGCGCGGGUGAACCGGUCGUUCACAUUCUAAAGGAUUCGGAAGAAAUCUUUUCCGGUCCGAUAAAAUGUGCAGAUGUCGUAUCUGUUCCCCCAGGAAGGAAGGGUGGCAUGAUGUCCAGGAGUGGUCGAAUGCCGGAAGCGGUUUGCGACUGUGGGAGGAAGGUGCUGUGCGAAACAUGUCACUACGAACAGCCGGGAUUCGGGACCAUGACCCGAGAAGAGGCAGAAAUUUUGGCAGAGAUUGAACGCAACAAGGUCAUGAGCGGCUACAUUCGUGCCACGCGUCGGAUUUUGAUGUUAUUCUCUGCGAUGGUCGUCGGCACCUUUUGGUUUGUUUCCGGAAAAUGUAGAGCAAAGGAGGACUGUUUGCCCGCGGCUCGUCUGUUAAUUUCCUACUUCCACCUUCCCGGAUUUCUUCAAACGUGCUUCAACAUUGCUCUUGCACUCGGCGUUGCCAUCUGGACGACGGGCCUUGUUGACGUUGGUGUCCAUGUGGCGGUGUUGGUGGCUAGAGGCGUUCAGUGGUCUGUUAAUGCGGUUCGUGGCGCCGGGGACGUCGAGGAAACUGUUGAGAUUAACGUUUAUGUGAACAACGAAGGCGCCGUUGUUCGAACAGACUCGGCAGAACAGCCGUAUCAAGUCACGUCCAACAUUACCUAUGAUGAGCCGGGAACGACGCAAGUGCGCUCCCGCGAAAGCUCUUCGAGUAAUCCUGAUGAGAACUUGGAGAAUCCUGCUGGGGAUAACGAGGACGAGGGUCUCGCUGACGGGUCCACGAACUGGCUCAUGUGUCCGAACUGGAUCUGCGGGGAACAACCGGUUGCGAAUGGCGAAGUCAUCAGAGAGGAGGAGCAAGUGGGCGAAAAGGAAGCGGAAGACGUUGAGGAAGCGGAAGUGUCCGUGACGAAGACGGAGCGGGAAGCGGAUACGAGUCAAGUUAGCCAAGACGCGGGAUACAGCUCUAAUUCGACGUCUGUCGCCCAGGACAAUGUUACUAGCGCAGCUAUUGUGGAAGCUGCUCGGUCAUCGACGCUAAAGUCAACCACGUCGCGACCCCCGACAAGUUCCACAACUGGCACCACUUCGACGCCUCGACGAACCCCGGUCAAGUCCAGAAGCAGCGUCGAGUUACUUGCGGAAACAUUGUCGUCGACAUUCAUGAGCUAUGUGCGGAAAUCGGGUCAAGCAGUCCACGACGCCCUUUUUUGGAAUGGGAAGUCAUCUCGUCGAAGCGAGGACGGUGAAGACGACGUCGUGAAUGAAGAAGACGAUGUUGAAGAGAUUGUAGAUGAGACCAAAAGUGGCGUCCGGCAAGUGGAGAAGGACUUGUCUGCUGCUUUAACUGCUGCUGGAAGCUCGAAAUCGGCCUCCAUUCAGACCAGUAGAGCAUCGGAAGUGAAGACGACAUCUUGGAGAGUAGAAUCAUCAGUUCAAGCGAUCAAGAGCGGAACGAUAUCCAGGGAAAGCCCAAUGAAUCGUCGCAUGGAGAACUCGAAAGUGCAGACACCGGCCCAAUUGGGCGUGGGUUGCGGGCAGACUGAUGUACCUUUGCAGCCGUCAGUUUCCGUGAAUAUCGCAGUGAUUGGGUCCUCUUUGCCCGAAGCAACAUGCAGCAGGCGUAGUUCCAGCAGAAACACUUCAGCACUCGAGAUUUCUCCGUGCAAAUUUGAUUCGGACAAUGGCAACCAUCACCAAACGGCAGAAACGCCCAAGAUAUUGAUUCCUCGGACGAAGAAGGCGAAACAGUCCUCGUCACCUGAUGAGGAGAAUCCAUUGCACAACAAGAAUAAAAGGUCUCAUUCUGGUGCCUGUCAAGCUGUGAAUCCUCGGUUUUUGCAAGAGGCCCUGCGGGCGCAAUUCCACCGCCUGGCUGAAACACCGUGUCCGUUGGUGACGUCUUACACACCUUCUCCUUCGCCGUCGAUCCGUGCGUCAUCUACCCGCGAUGACUCGAAGCUCAGCUGCACUAGCACUGAGGCUCAAACCAGUGGUUGACUACUUUUGGUUUCGUGUGUUUUUGUUUUUAUAUUUUUAUGCUUUUCUCUCUCUCGAAUGUCCGAUAUUCUUAAUUUCGCGCUGUUGCGUAGGUGUCACUUGAAUUUGGUCGAAUUAUAUUUUGGUAAGGAUUACGUUAUUUUAGACCCGA